CAAACUCCGCCUCGAAAGAACCCCGGAGCUGCCUCGGGGCCCCCGGACUGCCGCUGGGCUCGUUCCCCUCUCCCCUCCCGACCUCCUCUUCCACCGCCGCGGGCACUCUCGGGGCAUUUUGACUUCGGGCUUCUUCCCUCGCUUUUUCUCGCCGCCCCGCAGCCGGGCCCCGCGCGUCCCGCCAGCGCGCUGUCGCUUUAAGCCGGUGCCUAGCGCGGCGCCCCUCCCUCACCCCAGCCGGCGCUCCCCGGCUGCUCCUCGCAGCCCCUCCCGCUCCUCCUCCUCCUCCUCCUCCCCUCCCGCUCCUCCUCCUCCUGCGCUCCCGCUCGUCCUCGCCGCCGCCGGCCCGCCGCCCGCUCCGCUCCGCUCCUCGCAGCCUCCCGGACCCGCAGCCAUGGCCGACAUCAAGACGGGCAUCUUCGCCAAGAACGUGCAGAAGCGGCUCAACCGCGCGCAGGAAAAGGUCCUUCAGAAGCUUGGGAAAGCUGAUGAGACAAAAGAUGAGCAGUUUGAAGAAUAUGUCCAGAACUUCAAGCGGCAAGAGGCAGAGGGUACCAGGCUUCAGCGAGAACUCCGAGGAUAUUUAGCAGCUAUCAAAGCCAUGCAAGAAGCCUCCAUGAAGCUCACCGAGUCGCUGCACGAAGUCUAUGAGCCUGAUUGGUAUGGGCGGGAAGAUGUGAAGAUGGUGGGCGAGAAAUGUGAUGUCCUGUGGGAAGACUUCCAUCAGAAACUAGUGGAUGGGUCCUUGCUGACACUGGAUACCUAUCUGGGCCAAUUUCCUGACAUAAAGAAUCGCAUUGCAAAACGCAGCAGGAAGCUGGUGGACUAUGACAGCGCUCGCCACCAUCUAGAAGCUUUGCAGAGCUCCAAGAGGAAGGAUGAAAGUCGAAUCUCUAAGGCAGAAGAGGAAUUUCAGAAAGCACAGAAAGUAUUUGAAGAGUUUAACGUUGACUUACAAGAGGAGUUACCAUCGUUAUGGUCAAGACGAGUUGGGUUUUAUGUCAACACUUUCAAAAAUGUUUCCAGCCUCGAGGCCAAGUUUCAUAAGGAAAUAGCAGUGCUUUGCCACAAAUUGUACGAAGUGAUGACGAAGCUGGGCGACCAGCACGCUGACAAGGCCUUCACCAUUCAAGGAGCUCCCAGCGAUUCUGGUCCUCUCCGCAUCGCAAAGACCCCAUCGCCGCCCGAGGAGCCUUCGCCCAUCCCGAGCCCAACAGCUAGUCCCAAUCACACGCUGGCACCUGCGUCUCCUGCACCAGCAAGGCCUAGGUCACCUUCACAGACCAGGAAAGGGCCUCCUGUCCCACCUCUGCCCAAAGUCACUCCAACAAAGGAACUUCAGCAGGAGAACAUCAUCAAUUUCUUUGAGGACAACUUUGUUCCGGAAAUCAGUGUGACGACACCUUCGCAGAAUGAAGUCCCCGAGGUGAAGAAAGAGGAGACAUUGUUGGAUCUGGACUUUGACCCCUUCAAGCCUGAGGUGACACCUGCAGGUUCUGCUGGAGUGACCCACUCACCCAUGUCGCAGACAUUGCCCUGGGACCUAUGGACGACAAGCACUGAUUUGGUACAACCGGCUUCCGGUGGUACAUUUAAUGGAUUCACCCAGCCCCAGGACACUUCAUUGUUCACCAUGCAGACAGACCAGAGCAUGAUCUGUAACUUGGCUGAAUCUGAACAGGCCCUACCCACAGAGCCGAAAGCAGAGGAGCCCCCUGCUGCCGCCACACCUGCUGUCGGGCUGGACUCUGGACUGGACACCCGGGCUGAGGAGCCAGUGGAGGGGGCAGUGGUCGUGCCUGGGACGGAUGCUGAUGUGACUGUUGCAACCUUGGUUUCGGCUGCUGAGGAGGCCCCGGUGGAGGAGGCAGAGAUGGAGAAGGCAGCUCUUCCCACUGGGGAAGGAGCAGGUGUAGAGGAGGCCCGGACCGACGCGGAUACUGCACAGGCCGUGGAUGGUGACAGAUCUCAACCCGAAGAGUCCGAAGUAGCAGCACCUCAGGAGAAGGUCAUCCCUUCAGUCGUCAUAGAGCCCGCCUCCAACAAUGAAGGGGAAGAACACGAAGCAGCUGAGGUGGCAGAGACCAAGGAGACCCCCAUGGCCGCGGCUUCUGCCAGCGAGCCGCCAGAGCUGGCCGCAGAGCCCAGGGCGGGUGAGGACUCCCAGCCCGUGCCUUCCGCUCCAGCCACAAGCCAGUUGUCUCAGGAAGUGCCUCCCGGCUUCCUCUACAAGGUGGAAACACUGCACGAUUUUGAGGCAGCAAAUUCUGAUGAACUUACCUUACAAAGGGGUGACGUGGUAUUGGUGGUCCCCUCAGAUUCAGAAGCUGACCAGGAUGCAGGCUGGCUGGUGGGAGUGAAGGAAUCAGACUGGCUUCAAUAUAGAGACCUCGCCACCUACAAAGGCCUCUUUCCAGAGAACUUCACCCGGCGCCUGGAUUAGGGCCAAAAAUAUUGUAGAAAGAGCCUAUCGGGUUUUUAAACCCGCGGGGAAAACCCAAAACGUUCACUUUUGCUAUUACACUCUUAAUGAUUUACAGGCUGGUGCCAGACAAAGCUUGGAAAGAUAUAUCAAUGGAGCAUGUGUGCAAGAAAAAAAAAAAAAAAAGAUAAAAGAAAAAAAAACAAAAAAAAAAACACAAAAAAUGUGAGAGAAAAAAGUAAAUUACAGAUAAGGUCCUCACUGGUUCCCACGUUAUCGAUUAACAGGUUUAUUUGUGCUUUGUCCAAGCUGUGGAGACUCUUGUACUUGAUCCCCUCCCACCAGUGCUGCAGUAGCUUUCUCCAGACCAGAACCUUAAUUUCUCUGCGCCAAGUGUAUGGUAUUGAGCGGCUGUCCUGCAGAAGACGUGAUGAGUUAUCCUGUAGUUUGAGAUUAUCUUGUUCCCUUGCACAGGUGUGAGCACGUGCUGGCUCUCUCCCAAGUUUACGGUGUUUAAAAAACUGUUGGCACACGUUUUCAGUGUUCUUUCCCACCACCUCUCUCUCUGUAUAUGUAUAAGGACACACAGGUACACACGCUAGUUCCCAUCUCUCCCCGAUCUAUGUGUAUGCCCAGCACAACGCUACAUAUACAUAGUUGCCUUUUGCUUUCUUUCGUUCCAUCCGAGCUCUUUGCCUCUCGAGUGUCAUUGAUACAUGCAUUGCCCUGGCUGUGUCUGGCAUUUACAGUUGUAGUUUUGCCUCCGGGCAAAACCCGCCAUCCCAUUGCCAAAACAGUCGACAGUAUCUGUGUUUUGUAAUGUGCAUUUUUUCAGGAUGCCAUGACGAAUAGCAUGUCAGAGCUGCUGUCCCUUUGGAGAAAGCCGAGCCUCAUUGUCUAGGUGUCCGGCUGCGGUGGCUGGAGGUAAGCUAGCUGGGAUGAGCAGCUAUGUAGUGUUAACUUUUGCCUUUCUAAGAUUGGCUGCCUGAUGGGGCAUAAAAGUCCACCCCCAAAGAACACUAUAUAUAUAUUAAAAAAAAAAAGCUCCUAUAUAUUUCCAACUCUUUAUAUUUAUGCGACUCAUCUUCCCAGAUUGUCCCGAAAUAAGAUAGGUGAUGUAUGCUGUAUCCACAAAUCAUGUGUAACGACUAUGUUUUCAGUGCUGUGUCAUUCCAAAUAAACCAUUGGUAAUCUCCAGCAAUUA
This is a messenger RNA of Acinonyx jubatus (cheetah), 3626 nucleotides long. It is a transcript of the gene AMPH, whose product is annotated as amphiphysin. Gene Ontology annotation, molecular function: protein binding; phospholipid binding. Lineage: Eukaryota; Metazoa; Chordata; Mammalia; Carnivora; Felidae. Gene Ontology annotation, cellular component: cytoplasm; plasma membrane; synaptic vesicle. Gene Ontology annotation, biological process: synaptic vesicle endocytosis. The transcript has 21 exons. The record is from RefSeq and is a predicted model, not a curated record. The coding region runs from base 395 to 2443 and encodes 682 amino acids.